AUGUCUGGGAUAAAAAGGAAAGCAAACUUCAGUGAAGAGGAGCUGACAGUUCUCGUUGAUGAGGUUAAGAAGAGAGAAAGCAUAAUUUUUGGGAAGCUAUCAAGACAAGUCACUACCCAUGAUAAACACUGUGCCUGGAGCCAAGUAGCUGUUGCUGUAAGUGGUGUUGGUCUCUGCUCAAGACAACAAGCCGAUGUUCGCAAGAAAUUUCAGGAUCUUAAAUCUUCAGUCAAGAAAAAAUUGGCAGAAAAUGCCCGGGAAAUGAGAAAAACUGGUGAGUUAAAUCUCUAUGCCAGCAGCCUUAAGGACGUGGCUGCAGAAGUACAUGAAGGGAACAAGUCCCUAAAGGAGGUUGCAAAAGCAGUAGAUGUAGGAAACAAGUCUUUCAAGGAGGUGGUUAAAGAAGUACAGGACUUAAACAAAUCCCUCAAUGAUAUAUCCAAAGAUGCAUAUAUUUCUCCUCAGGUAUCUGACUUUCCAUAUAAAGUAUAG
Procambarus clarkii (red swamp crayfish) is the source of this 492-nucleotide messenger RNA. The record is from RefSeq and is a predicted model, not a curated record. Lineage: Eukaryota; Metazoa; Arthropoda; Malacostraca; Decapoda; Cambaridae.